Molecule: messenger RNA, 2889 nt
Organism: Gallus gallus (chicken)
Lineage: Eukaryota; Metazoa; Chordata; Aves; Galliformes; Phasianidae
Gene: CYP2C23a
Product: cytochrome P450, family 2, subfamily C, polypeptide 23a
Exons: 9
Coding region: 40-1515 (491 amino acids)
Biological process (GO): xenobiotic metabolic process
Cellular component (GO): intracellular membrane-bounded organelle; cytoplasm
Molecular function (GO): oxidoreductase activity, acting on paired donors, with incorporation or reduction of molecular oxygen, reduced flavin or flavoprotein as one donor, and incorporation of one atom of oxygen; iron ion binding; heme binding
Source: RefSeq, marked provisional
AGACUCUUCUGACACUUGACAUCUCUUCCUCUGCCCACCAUGGAGUUCCUGGGAUUGCCCACAAUCCUCUUGCUGGUCUGUAUCUCAUGCCUUCUCAUUGCUGCAUGGAAGAGUACAUCGCAAAGAGGGAAGGAGCCUCCUGGUCCCACGCCAAUCCCCAUCAUUGGAAAUGUUUUUCAGCUGAACCCGUGGGACUUGAUGGGAAGCUUUAAGGAGCUCAGCAAAAAGUACGGUCCUAUCUUCACAAUACAUUUAGGCCCCAAAAAGAUUGUGGUGCUGUAUGGCUACGACAUUGUGAAAGAAGCCCUAAUUGAUAACGGAGAAGCCUUCAGUGGGAGAGGAAUACUGCCUCUGAUUGAAAAGCUCUUCAAGGGCACAGGCAUUGUGACCAGCAAUGGGGAGACCUGGAGGCAACUGCGACGAUUUGCCCUCACCACCCUGCGUGAUUUUGGAAUGGGGAAGAAGGGCAUUGAGGAGCGAAUCCAGGAGGAAGCUCAUUUUCUGGUGGAGAGGAUCAGGAAGACACACGAGGAACCUUUCAACCCUGGGAAGUUCUUAAUCCAUGCUGUUGCCAACAUCAUCUGCUCCAUUGUAUUUGGGGAUCGGUUUGACUACGAGGACAAGAAAUUUCUGGAUUUAAUUGAGAUGCUGGAAGAAAAUAACAAAUACCAGAACAGAAUACAAACAAUGCUCUACAAUUUCUUCCCAACCAUCUUAGAUUCUUUGCCUGGGCCUCAUAAAACACUAAUAAAAAACACUGAAACCGUUGAUGACUUCAUUAAAGAAAUCGUAAUAGCACACCAGGAAUCCUUCGAUGCCAGCUGCCCUCGAGAUUUUAUUGAUGCUUUCAUUAACAAAAUGGAACAGGAGAAAGAGAACUCUUAUUUCACUGUUGAGUCCUUGACCAGAACCACACUUGACUUGUUCCUUGCGGGAACGGGGACAACCAGCACCACACUGAGAUAUGGACUUCUGAUUCUCCUGAAACACCCAGAGAUUGAAGAGAAAAUGCACAAGGAGAUUGACCGCGUGGUUGGCCGAGACCGAAGCCCCUGCAUGGCAGACAGGAGCCAGUUGCCAUACACGGAUGCCGUCAUCCACGAAAUCCAAAGAUUCAUUGAUUUCCUUCCCCUUAAUGUUCCACAUGCUGUGAUCAAGGACACCAAGCUCAGAGACUAUUUUAUCCCCAAGGACACCAUGAUAUUCCCUUUGCUGUCUCCCAUCCUGCAAGACUGCAAGGAAUUUCCAAACCCAGAAAAAUUUGACCCGGGACACUUCCUGAAUGCAAACGGCACCUUCAGAAGGAGUGACUACUUCAUGCCAUUCUCUGCAGGAAAACGCAUCUGUGCAGGAGAAGGGCUGGCCCGGAUGGAGCUAUUCCUGUUCUUAACAUCCAUCCUGCAGAACUUUUCUCUGAAGCCUGUUAAAGAUCGCAAGGACAUUGACAUUUCUCCAAUAAUCACCUCGGUGGCAAAUAUGCCCCGACCUUAUGAGGUCUCAUUUAUUCCACGUUAGACAAGUGAAGACAGCUGCCACCUCCCAAAUUCAUGAGAACUCUUCUUGAAUGACAGUCAAUGCCCAGCCUGAUAACACUGAGACACUCAGAUAAUUUCCUAGAUUCUUUAGGGACAGAAGACUUAUGCUCUUCUAUGUGAUGCCAGAGGACAUGAUGCAGCAGAAAACAAUUCUCCACAAAGCUUAGGCUCCCACACACUGCCCAAAAUAGGUACAUAUCUUGACUGUUUGUUUUCCCUCAUUUAUAAAAAAUGCAUUAUGGCUUUAAGACACGAUCUGGAAACCCUCCAGUCUCUCUAACAACAUGGAAGAUUGCUGGACUGUACUUACUGGACCUAUCAGAAUUAAAACUGCAAUUACAGCACUGCUCAUUGAGACAAAACAGAGUGAAAUAAUUGUGGGAUCUCCACGAUGCCUUUUAGAAGAUGAAUGUCAGCUUGAAUCUUCCCAUUACUUUUAUGAAAUACGUAAAAAUUGCUACAGAAAUUGUACAAACUUCAGGUAAAGGGUUUCUUUGAGCUAACAAAGACAGAUGUAUGGAUGUAGGAUUGGCAUUUCCCAUAUUGACCGCUUUCCCUGCAGUGUAUAGCUUACUGUGAUUGCAGUGACAACACAGCUGAAUCCAUGCUACGUGGCAUAAUACAGCACUUGCAAUGUCACCACAGUGGCAUUAAUUGCUUAGGUAAGCAGCCAAAUGUUCAUUUCUUUCGCUGUGUUAAUAGUCCUGAUAUACCAUGGGUUAUUUGUUUUGUGUUAUACAAUAAGUUCAAAGCAUAAAAUAUCACAGAAUGACAGAAAUACAAAUGAAAGAAAAUACAUGAAAAUAUUGCCUACCCUAUCGAUAUUCGUAGCCUGGACCAACUGUUAGAAGUCUUCUUGACAGAAAGAAAAAAAAAAAAAAGAAAGAAGGAGAAAGCUCACUGUGCUUCCUUCGACUUUGCCAUGGCUAAGUAAAUGGCUUGAAAGGCAACCUACGUUCCAGACACCUUCCUCCAUACUGAGCAGACAAGGCAGCAGCUUGUGCAAAGCAGCAAGAAAACAGCUGUAGCUCCCAGAGACUUCACCAUCAUAUGGAGCAGGAAUCUGAGAUCAGAGAAGCGCUAAAGCUGUGCCCCGCAAGUAUCACUUUGUGUCUCACUGUGCUGUGGUACAAGCAGCAGUGCAAUAGUUACCAAUGGCUGCUUGCACUUCCUCCAAGUUCACCUGAUCGAACAAAAGUGGUAUUAGCACUUCCUGGGAGAUUAAGGAUCAGACAUUUAAAAGGGAAGAAGACUUAACGAGCAGGCUUUAUUUCAUCAGUCUUUGUUGCCUGCUAAACUGGAAAACAUUAGUUAAAAAAAAAAAGGGGGGAAUAAAAGUCUGUUUCUCCAUGCA